This is a messenger RNA of Stomoxys calcitrans (stable fly), 1761 nucleotides long. Its product is annotated as phospholipase A1. Bases 94 to 1434 code for a protein of 446 amino acids. The transcript is spliced from 7 exons. Lineage: Eukaryota; Metazoa; Arthropoda; Insecta; Diptera; Muscidae. Gene Ontology annotation, biological process: lipid metabolic process. Gene Ontology annotation, molecular function: carboxylic ester hydrolase activity; lipase activity. The record is from RefSeq and is a predicted model, not a curated record.
UAAAAAAAAUUAUGUGAAUUAUUUUACAAACCUUUGGUUUUAUAUAAUUUUGUGUUUAAAUAUUUGUUUUAAAAGGACUGUUUCUUAGAAAACAUGGCUCUACCUGCAACUUCAGCGUUAUGCAGCAUAUUCACCUUAUUAAUUGCUGGUUCUCCCAUCUUCUAUAGUCCCACCCCGAGAGGCUUUUGUUCGAAUUGUUGUGAAAUCAAAGAAAGAGAUGACAUUAAGUUUAUGCUCUACACCAGGAAAAAUCCAUUUAAGGCACAGAAUCUCUAUUUGAGCGAUGACAAACGAUUGCGUAAAAGCAAUUUCAAUUUCAAUUAUCCUUUGGUCAUAUACUUGCAUGGUUUCUCCGAGUCGGCCACAGGCGAAAGGCAAAGCAGUCAAGAGAUCAAAGAUGCUUUUUUGAAAACCGGAAAUUACAAUGUCAUACUCAUCGAUUGGAGUGCAAUGACUGCAGUGCCCUGGUAUGCCAAUGCUGUGGAGAAUUUACCAGUUGCUGCUCGCUAUAUGGCCAGGUUUAUACGUUUCCUGGUGCAAAAGGGAUUUGCAGCGAAAAAUAUGCAUUUGAUUGGCUUUAGCUUGGGUGCUGAGGUCUCAGGCUUUAUAGGCAAACAGCUGCAGGAGUGGUCCAUAUUAUUGCCACGCAUAACAGGUCUUGAUCCCGCUUUACCACUUUUUGAGGAUGGCAGUGUAAAUCGCCGUUUGAGUCCCUCGGAUGCCCAAUUUGUUGAUAUUAUCCACACGGAUGGUGGCAUACUGGGAAAUCCCGAAGCUAUGGGUCAUGUGGAUUUCUAUCCCAAUGGUGGUCAUGCUCUGCAGCCAGGCUGUGCACGCCAGGAAAUUGCCAAUAAUCGUUGGUUAGGCAUUUUGAUAGGCUGCAGUCACCAACGUGCCUGGGAAUAUUUUAUUGAAUCUGUCCAUUACCCUAUGGCAUUUCCAGCCAACAGAUGUGAGCCAUCGAAAUUGUUUGGCACUUGCCGUGAUGGGGGCAAUGGCAAGGCAUUUAUGGGUUAUGGAGCCGACAAGAGAUUACGUGGCAAAUUUUUCCUGGACACAAAUGGGGAACCGCCCUAUGGCCGCAAUACUCUGGGAGGGCCAUCCGCCUAUAGGAAGGCAGCUUCUCUUACAUUGCUACCUUUGCAAUGGCAAUUGCAGCAGCAGCAACAACAGAAACAGCAACAAAAACAGCCAAACAACAAUGUGACAACACAAAGUGUCCAACAAAAUGACACUUUGAUAGAUGUCGUAGUGACAAUUUCAGCACCCAUACUAACAACGACAAAGGCACCAAAAACAACAACAACGACUACACUGUCUUCCGCAAAAGAAACGACAAAGGGCAAGAAUGUGGCUGCAACGGGGAUAGGGCCAAGUGAGCCUGUGAUUGGUGGCACCUCGGGAAGUGGCAGUAAAACUAAUCUAGCAAGGUGAUCACAUUUAUACGAGAGAAAAAUUCCUGCUGCAAGGCAAAUGCACUGAAACAACCAUAAAAAUGCACACACACACACACGCACUCAUACACUCACUACAGCAUCCCCAAUGAUAGUCAAGCCACGUAGAACACUAGCACACCUUCAUCUCAUUUAUGUUACUUGCAUACCCAUACAAAUAGAUAAACUUAAACCAUAAACUCUUACCUAAAUUGCUAUUUUACACGCAGAAAGAAAGAAGAUAUAAAGACAAUUUUCAAUUAAAAAAAAUAACUUAAUCAAAAUUUUAAAAAUUGUAAUUAUUUUAAGUUAUAAGAAAAUAUUUUUU